This is a messenger RNA of Pleuronectes platessa (European plaice), 3004 nucleotides long. RefSeq names its product cGMP-dependent 3',5'-cyclic phosphodiesterase (gene pde2a). Gene Ontology annotation, cellular component: perinuclear region of cytoplasm; cytosol; mitochondrial inner membrane. The record is from RefSeq and is a predicted model, not a curated record. Gene Ontology annotation, biological process: regulation of mitochondrion organization; positive regulation of gene expression; cGMP catabolic process. The transcript is spliced from 31 exons. NCBI's taxonomy places the organism in Eukaryota, Metazoa, Chordata, Actinopteri, Pleuronectiformes, Pleuronectidae. Gene Ontology annotation, molecular function: protein homodimerization activity; 3',5'-cGMP-stimulated cyclic-nucleotide phosphodiesterase activity; 3',5'-cyclic-AMP phosphodiesterase activity.
UCUCGGCUCUAUGUGUUGCAGCUCGUGGUGUCUGCGCCGCCAGUGUGCGUCUCAGCCCCGCCGGUGUGAGUGUGUGCAUCGGUGCGUCGGCUGCGUGUGUGUGUGUGUGAAUGUGUGUGUGACUCCAGCGCUCUCUCUGCGUACGACAGGUGGAGAUGACAUGACUGCGCUCGAGAGGAAGAAAGGGAAGGACCUACGCGGUCAGCAAGUGUUCCUGCGUCCUGAGGAGAGUUCAGCUCCGGCUCAGACCACCAGACAGUCCACCACGCCGUCCGAACAACUCCAGGAUGCUUUGCUGCGGUUGGCGGCGGUUGUUGAUGCUCCAUCGCUGCGAGUGGCCCUUCGAGACAGCAUUCAGGAGCUGCUAUCCAGCACGGAGUGUGUAUGUGUCUACAUGCUGGAGGGAGACUCGAGGCUGCUGUCUGACGACCCGCCACAUGAACUGCCUCUGGAGGGAAAGAUCAGGAGUGUCGCAGACCAGCUGAAGCGAUGUCAGUGUGCCGGUCUUCCUCCAUCUGAACUGCCAGAGAAAUACAAAAUCUGCCUCGCAGCACCGUUAGCGGCACCCAGAAGAGCUGUUGUGAUUCCUAUCUUGAACCAGGAGCGGGACAAGGCCAUCGCUGUCAUACUGGUUGGCUGUAAUCCACUGACUGAUCAGGAUGAACUGCAUCUUAACAUUCUGGAAAAACACGCCUCGGUGACGUGCGUGCGAGUCCAGGCCACUCAGACGUCCUACCAGCGGCCUCCCCUCAGCCCCUCGCCCAUACAGUCCCACAAUGCACUGCUGCAUCUCAACGUCAAAGAGCAGGACUACUGCGAGCUGGACCGCAACAUUCUGCAACUCUGCGGCGAGCUCUAUGACCUUGACGCAGCCUCUCUCCAGCUCAAAGUCAUCAAUUAUCUGCAGCAGCAGACUAACUCGCAGUGUUGUUGUCUACUACUGGUGUCUGAGGACAACCACCAGGUGUUUUGCCAGGUGGUUGGAGACAAAGUCCUGGAAGAGGAGAUCAGCUUCCCGCUGAUGUUUGGACGUUUCGGUCAGGUUGUUGAAAAGAAGAAGUCAAUUACGCUUCAGGACAUCAGUGCAGAGGAGCGUCGGCAGCUCUCCAGUAUGUUAGGCUGUGAGAUCUCCUCCAUGCUGUGCGUCCCAGUGGUCAGCAGGGCCACUGGUCAGGUGGUGGCGCUAGCAUGCACCUUCAACAAGCAUGGUGGCCAGAGACACACAGAGGCAGACGAGUAUGCCAUCCAGCACUGUUUCUGCUACACGUCAACGGUUCUCACUUCAACUUUGGCCUUUCAGAAAGAACAGAAACUCAAAGUGGAGUGUCAGGCGCUCCUACAAGUGGCCAAGAAUCUCUUCACGCACUUGGAUGAUGUGUCAGUGCUGUUACAGGAAAUUAUAGUGGAGGCCAGGAACCUCAGUGAUGCAGAGAUCUGCUCCGUGUUCCUGCUGGAUCAGGGCAGUCAUGAGCUGGUGGCAAAGGUGUUUGACGGAGGCGUGGUUAGUGAUGAAGAGAAGGAGUUUCGUAUCCCAGCCGAUCAGGGUAUCGCGGGCCACGUGGCCACCACUGGUCAGAUCCUGAACAUUAAGGACGCCUACUCCCACCCUCUCUUCUACCGAGGCGUGGACGACGAAACCGGCUUCAAGACUCGCAACAUCCUCUGUUUCCCCAUCAAAGAUGAGAACAACGAGGUGAUCGGUGUGGCUGAGCUGGUGAAUAAAAUGAACGGGCCGUGGUUCAACCGCUUCGACGAGGAUCUGGCCACUGCGUUCUCUAUCUACUGUGGAAUCAGCAUAGCUCAUUCUCUGCUGUACAAGAGGGUCGGUGAGGCUCAGUUCAGGUCCCACCUGGCCAAUGAAAUGAUGAUGUACCACAUGAAGGUAUCAGAGGAAGAAGUGACUAAGCUGCUGGUGGCGGGGGUCGAUCCGGUGAUAGAGAUCCACCCCUGCUUCGCCGAGUUCACCUACACGCCGCGCUCCCUGCCUGAUGACACCACACCCAUGUGUGUCCUCAGCAUGUUGGAAGACAUGGGUUUCAUCAACACGUACAAGAUUGACAGGAACACACUCGCCAGGUUCUGUCUAAUGGUGAAGAGAGGCUACAGAGACCCUCCCUACCACAACUGGAUGCACGCCUUCUCUGUCUCACACUUCUGCUACCUGCUCUACAAAAACCUAGGGCUGUCCAACUACCUCGAGGAUAUAGAGAUCUUAGCUCUCUUUAUCUCCUGUAUGUGCCAUGACAUGGACCACCGUGGUACCAACAAUUCUUUCCAAGUCGCCUCGCAAUCUGUGCUGGCUGCGCUCUACAGCUCAGAGGGAUCUGUGAUGGAGAGACAUCACUUUGCCCAGGCCAUCGCCAUUCUGAACACUCACGGCUGCAACAUCUUCGAGAAGUUCUCCAGGAAGGACUACCAGCGCAUGCUAGAUCUGAUGAGGGACAUCAUUCUGGCGACGGACCUGGCUCACCACCUUCGCAUUUUCAAGGACUUGCAGAAGAUGGCUGAUGACGGAUACGAUCGCAAAAACCCAAACCACCGCUCUAUGCUGCUGUGCCUGUUGAUGACAUCAUGUGACCUGUCAGACCAGACCAAGGGCUGGAAAACCACGCGCAAGAUCGCUGAGCUGAUAUAUAAAGAGUUCUUCUCUCAAGGAGACCUGGAAAAAGCCAUGGGGAACAGGCCGAGCGAGAUGAUGGACCGAGAAAAGGCGUACAUCCCAGAACUACAGAUCAGCUUCAUGGAACAUAUCGCCAUGCCCAUCUACAAGUUGCUGUCUGAGCUGCUUCCUGGGGCCACCGAGCUGUAUGAGCGAGUGGCAGCCAAUCGGGAGCAGUGGACCAAGGUGUCCCACAAGUUCACCAUCCGUGGGUUGCCAAGCAACAACAGCCUAGACUUCCUGGACCAGGAGUACGAGCUGCUCCAGUCCCAGGGUGCGUUCGGGAGCGACGAGCACUGCUUCAAUGGCUGCCUUGACGACGCAUAGGGGGGGAGGUGCCAGUGA